Fragaria vesca subsp. vesca is the source of this 320-nucleotide messenger RNA. RefSeq lists its product as uncharacterized. The record is from RefSeq and is a predicted model, not a curated record. Bases 1 to 111 code for a protein of 36 amino acids. The transcript has a single exon. Lineage: Eukaryota; Viridiplantae; Streptophyta; Magnoliopsida; Rosales; Rosaceae.
AUGGCUUGCCGGAGACUAAGAUUGGCGGCGUGGAGCUUGGAUCCGGAGAGGAAGAGCAGCGGCGGACUGAGGACGAAGCAGGCUGGGAGAGGAUCGUGCCGUGGAAGUUAGGCUUAACGGAUUCUGAGUCGCCGGAAGUCGGUGGUCUCCGGCAUAUCUUUGAAAUCCCGGUCGAGCUUGUUUUGUAUUGGAUUGUAAUUGUUCAAGUUUUUGAUUACUGAGAUCGCAAGUGAUGGGCGUUUUGCUCAAAGAAGCGCUUAAGAGGCUGUGCACUGCCAAUCACUGGGCUUAUGCCGUCUUCUGGAAGAUCGGCUGCCAAA